Messenger RNA from Symbiodinium sp. CCMP2592, 965 nucleotides. The record is from the annotation of a GenBank genome assembly. Lineage: Eukaryota; Dinophyceae; Suessiales; Symbiodiniaceae.
AUGGACUACUGGGGUCGGCCUUGGACAGCUGGCUGGCAGAAGCCACGUUACCCCCAAAAGUCUUGGGGCUACGGCGGAUACGAGGACAAGCGAGAAGCAUGGAAUCUUCAGCGGGGCUGGCGGGAAUCGUCGAGCUCCGGACAGUAUGGCUGGGAGGAGCUUCGUAGUCGAGCAGUCCCCCCGCCGCCGAGACCGAGGCAGAGGCUGCAAGUCCCCGAGCUGGACCUCUGCGGCCAGGACCGUGGCCACCUCCUCGAGGUCUUGGCCUUGGCUGGCGCCGUGCACUUGUCCCCUGGCUGGGAGCAUGUCGGGUCAACCGAUACAGGGGAAUCGCCAGUGAGGCCUGAGUACGACAAAUGGCACGCCUUGAUGUUCGAGGCUACUUCUCAGAAGAAGAAGUGGAAAUCACGUCCUUGCGUUCACGAUCGCCACUUGCGAUUCUCGUCCUGCGAAGAUCUGAGCCGAACCUUGCUUGGAGAGGCCAAGUACCAUGAGCCGGACAAUCGUGUUGCCUUUGGGCUGUCGGAGUCCAGCGCCAAGUCACAGUUCGUUGACUGGGGAGACCUAAAGUGGGCCCCGGAAGGCUACAUGGCGCUGAAGGCGGCUGUGGCCAAGCUGUUCGAGUCCGAAGUUGCAAGUCUUUGCAGCACAGAGAAUGGGAGCCGGGACUUGCUAGGUGUGAAGCUUCGACUUGGAUGGGAGAAAUGGGGCCGCAGUGGCCUCAGACACUGUGUGUAUCCUGCUGAGGGCACCUGCUCCUCACACACAGACUAUGGGGUGGUGACCCUGCAGUUGUCCAAUGGACCCGGCUUGGAGGUGUUUGCCCACGGUUCCUGGCAAGUGCUAGAGGAGCCUCCAGAAGGAGGAGCUCUGCUUUUCGCCGGAGACAUGUUGGAGCGGCUGACAAACGGACAGAUCAAGGCGCUUCCGCAUCGGGUCCAUGUGCAGAAAGAGUCCUUGGAAUC